Messenger RNA from Cottoperca gobio, 2813 nucleotides. Its product is annotated as zinc finger protein 385B-like. Gene Ontology annotation, molecular function: zinc ion binding; nucleic acid binding. The transcript is spliced from 9 exons. The coding region runs from base 151 to 1716 and encodes 521 amino acids. Gene Ontology annotation, cellular component: nucleus. NCBI's taxonomy places the organism in Eukaryota, Metazoa, Chordata, Actinopteri, Perciformes, Bovichtidae. The record is from RefSeq and is a predicted model, not a curated record.
UCCUCGCGCGCAACGAUUUGGUAUCUCAGUCGCGCAGGCGGCAGUGGCACAGCGCGCGCACAUUAUCCGCGUGGUUUAUCUUUUCUUGACUUGCUCGCGGGACUGAAAAGCCUGCAGCUGAGCUCGCGCUGUAAUCUGUGACAACUGGAAAUGGACAGCAGCAACGAAGGAGUCGUGAAACACACAGAUAUGAAGCGUCCAAAGAGCCCCGACUGUCUGGAGAGCAGCCCUCCCCCCAAGAGUCAGGAGGGACAGAAGGAGGAGGAGGAGGAGGAGGAGGAGGAGGAGGAAGAAGAUGAGGAGGAGAGGAGGAGGAGGAGGAGGAGGAGGGUGGCGGCAGUGCACAGGGCCAAACGAGAGCGCCGUCAAGGCAGCAGCAGUGCCACUAUGUGCCAGGUGUGCAACAUACAGCUGAACUCUAGCGCCCAGGCCCAGAUCCACUAUAGAGGGAAGACACACCAGAGGAGGCUGCGCCGACUGGCAAAGGCUGUCAGCACAGGUGCCCUCUCCCAGAGCCAGAUGCACCCACUCCUGGGCUCCCUGCAUCUACCAGGCCGACCCCUGCACCCACGGCCUCAUGCCCCGCUGGAGCACUUCCUGCCGCUCAGGGUCAACAGCUCCUCGCCGCUCAGUCUCUUCCCCAACUUCAGCACGAUGGACCCGGUGCAGAAGGCAGUGAUCAACCACACCUUUGGCGUUGCUCCACCCAAGAAGAAACCCAUCAUCUCCUGUAACAUCUGCCACCUGCGCUUCAACUCCACUACCCAGGCGGAGGCCCACUACAAAGGUCACAAACAUGCUCGCAAGCUGAAGGCCCUGGAGACGCAGAGGAACCGGCAGAAGAACGGACACGGCCCAUCCACAGCGGGAAAAGGCAGAGAGAGGGGGAUGAGGGAAGGAGGAACGCUGCCCACAGACUCACAUUUGAAAGAUAUAACAGGCCCAAGUACUUCUUCCCAACCUGCACAGCAGCAACCAGAAAACGUCCAGGAAAGCUUGCUGGCAUCCACUCCGUCCUCACAGUCUAUAUCAAUGGACUCCUGCUCACUCCGCUCUCCUCAGCUGUCCCCACAAAUCUCCCCUGGCCCUCAGCUUCCUGAUCUACCUACAGACAGUCCGGCUGUGGAGGGGUGCAGCCCGGCCACCGGUUCAGCCCCACACUCUGACACACAGGGGAGCUCCACGGGAGGCUCUAAGCACAAACAGAUGCGUGAUGGUCACAACAGCAGCCAGUCACAACGCAGGGCCAGGAUGACAUCAUCGCACAGAAACACCAGUCGAAUUAAGCAGCGAAUGGGCCGCAAGACCAGAACGGUGGUGGGUGUAUCCAGCCAGCCCUUUCACUGUGAAAUGUGUCAGGUGUCCGUCAACUCAGAGACACAGCUCAAGCAGCACAUGAGCAGCAGGAGACACAAAGAGCGUUUGGCCGGGAAGCCCGUCAAGGCGAAGUUCACCCCCUAUAAUAAACUACAGCCCAGUGCUAUCUUAGCGACUAAACUGGCCCUGCAGAAGCACCUUUCUAAGGCCCUGCCGGCAGGGUUCCUGGCCAGCCAUCUCAAUCAAGCUGCCUUGUGCAGCUUGGCAUCUGGACCCUUGGGAUUCCGCCUGCCGCCCACAACCGUCAUCCACGGCCCCCUGAUCAACCCAACACUCUUCAGGCCUGCCCCAGGACCUCUUAGGGCCACACAUGCACCUAUUAUCUUCUCUCCUUACUAGCAAUGAGCCACGCUAGGUAGGACCUACAGUAGAGUGGUGGAUCUUACCUAGCCAAAGCUGGACUAGCAGACAAGAUUAGCUUGGUCGGUGAAGACAAAGCACAGGACCCCCGCGCAGGCAGCAUAUCAGCGCUGACUGACCAUAGUGUCUCCCCUUUAAAAACGGAAGGACCAUUGCUCUGCUGUUUUCCCUCAACAAAGUGUUGAGUGCAUGUUCCCCUGGGUCUGGACCCCUUUGGAAGCCAUAAUGACAAGUAUCUUUUAGUUUUAUUUAUAAGAUAAUAAUAAUAAUAAUAGACUUAUACACUAGGGUGUGUAAAUGUUACUAAGUGUUUGUUGCCAAACUUAUUUAAAUUGCAGAGCUUUCUAUUUGUACUCUGGAAGAACAAGUUCAAUACUUCAUUCCUGUUUUAGUCUUCAUAACCAAAAUCAAAGAAAAUCCAUAUUGUGUUAAUCCCCCAUGAAAGCGGCGAUUUACAUAAAAGAGCUCGCCACCAAUGAAAAGAUCCAUAACUUUGGAUUGCUGAGGAUAUUGCAUCUCAACAAAUAUAUAUAUUUACAGCCAUUGUCUGAUGUAGAUGCAUUUUCUUUAGACUUUAUUUCAGAUAAAUAAAUACAUUUCCUCUGUCUGUGUUUCUCUCUUGCUCUCUGUGUUAUGAGGUGACAAUCAACCAUCACCGUGAUAUGAUACCAAGAAUACUCGCCAUAUGGAGAUGCGUACAAUCACAUGGUUUCAUUUAAAGUUAUAAGAUUUAAAACGUGUGUGGAUAAAUAGGCAACAGCUUGAUGCUGUUUGUGCAAUAUGAACAGACUAGCUGAUGUGUGCUGUUACCCAAUUUUUUUUAUAAUUUGUGUCUUUGAUGUCUUUAUUGAACCUGUUGGUUUUUUAAUAGAGCUGUAUUAAAAAGUUCUUUCACUUUAGAAACCCCCUCCCACCUGAUUGUGCUGAAUCAUCUUAAGCAAUAUGUAUUUUUGAAGUGUCGCCUGGUAAAUUAAUGACUAGUGUAACUGUGCAUCAAUUGCAAUAAUGUAAAUUAUUAUGUGCUAAAAAUGUCGAUGCUGUAUUCUAUAUGAACUUAUAAAUAGUACUGUUUUUUA